Molecule: messenger RNA, 3582 nt
Organism: Hippocampus zosterae (dwarf seahorse)
Lineage: Eukaryota; Metazoa; Chordata; Actinopteri; Syngnathiformes; Syngnathidae
Gene: hyal2b
Product: hyaluronidase 2b
Exons: 3
Coding region: 457-1854 (465 amino acids)
Biological process (GO): carbohydrate metabolic process; hyaluronan catabolic process
Molecular function (GO): hyaluronoglucuronidase activity; hyalurononglucosaminidase activity
Source: RefSeq, a predicted model, not a curated record
GUUGUUUCCGCCGAGUCUGUGAGUGGACAGCAGCGAUUGAGGAACCAACGAUUGGUUUUAUCUUUAGGGGGGAUUUAUCAGUGUAGUAUCAAUAAUUGACAAAAUAUAGAUUUAUCUAAGUACAAAAGCUGCCUCAACAGGACAAAGCUGUAGUAUCCAAUGAAGCAAAAAAAGUUAUCACCCAAAAUAGAGAGGAAAUAAUCGGAUAUAUAAGUAGUUUUUUAAUCUACUCGCACACCCCUACGGUUUCGAGAUCGACUAUUUCGCCUGUUAAUGAAAAGUGGAGAUCCCGUCCGUCAUCUACCCUGCUGCGGUCUCCGUCUCCAAAGAGUGAUUGUAUUUUUCCCUUUAAUGACCAGGAUGCAGUGAAGAAUUAUGACGGUUGUAAUUCUCAUGGCAGGCCCGUGGAAAGCUCAUUUAUCGAUCGAGUUACAGGAGAAAAGGUGAGCGUUGGCCAUGGGGGUUCUCUGGCUGCAUUGCUUGAUCCUGACUGUGACGACAUGGACGGGGGUGUGUGUGACACAUGCAAAGCAAACAAGAUGGCCUUUAUAUUCCCAGACACCGGUUCUCUUGGCUUGGAAUGCACCCACGCAGGACUGCGCCCCGAGGCACGGUGUGACUUUACCCUUGGACCAGUUUGACAUUGUUGCCUCCCCCAACGAGGGCUUUGUCCGUCAAAACCUGACCAUAUUCUACAAGGAGCGCCUCGGCCUUUAUCCUUAUUACGAGCGUGAUGGCACUGCAGUUAACGGGGGCCUUCCGCAGCUUGCCAGCCUGGUUGAACACUAUGAAAAGAUGCCAGAAGGUGUUCAGAAAUAUAUACGGGAACCAGGGGCCAAAGGUUUGGCUGUUGUUGACUGGGAAGAGUGGCGCCCACUGUGGAUCAGGAACUGGGAUUCUAAAGACAUCUAUCGAAGUAAAUCCCGGGAAAUGGUGCUCAAAAAGAACCCGACUUUUACCCCGGAGCAAGCUGCAAAAGUGGCCCAGCAGGAGUUUGAGCUGUCCGCUCGUAAAUUCAUGUUGGAGACGCUGAAACUUGCAAAGAAUUUGAGGCCCAAUCAAGUGUGGGGCUUCUACUUAUUUCCAGAUUGCUACAAUCACGACUACAGGAAUGGCCUGAAGAACUACACGGGUCGCUGCCCCCAGCUGGAGAUGGCCCGUAAUGACCAGCUCAACUGGCUGUGGAUGGAGUGCACGGCGCUUUUCCCUUCCAUAUACAUGGGAUCCGUGCUGCGCUCCACACAUUACGGGCGCCUCUUCGUGCGCAACAGGGUGAAGGAGGCCAUGCGCCUGGCGUCUGUCGGGGAUGGCUUGGCGCGGCCGGUUUUCGUCUACACCCGACCUACGUACAUCAAUCAGAUGGCUCUCCUCACCGAGAUAGAUCUGGUGUCCACCAUCGGUGAGAGCGUCGCCCUGGGAGCAGCGGGAGUCAUCUUCUGGGGAGACUCGUCCUACUCUAGUGACAGUAGCUGCUCGGCCCUUAAAGACUAUCUCAGCGGAGCGCUGGGUCGCUACUUGCUCAACGUGUCCACAGCGGCGGAGCAGUGUAGUCGGGCACGGUGCAACAUGCACGGCCGCUGUCUACGCAAUCAGCCGGACGAGGACGUGUACUUGCACCUCAGCCUGUCAACGCACAGCAUCAGUUGGCAGGACGGCCACCUGAAGGUGAACGGCAAGCCUGGCGAGCCCGAGCUGGCUCUUUUCCGUCAACACUUCCAGUGCCAGUGCUACACUGGCUACCACGGGGAGGCCUGUGCUCUGAGAGCCAAAGGGCAGAAUAAAGCCCCCUCUGUUCUCGGAACAUGGUCGCUUUGCUUUUUACUCCCACUUGGACUCCUCACUCUGUUACAGUGAGGAAAUGAAGCAACUUAAAGUAUUCACUGCGUGUGCCAAACAAACAAAAAAAUAUAUCAUAACAAUAGUUGGGCUGUUUGACACGAAAUUGCGCCAAGUUCCUGAUCAAGAAUAAUAACAAUACUGCUGAGUCACCGUUUGUCACUUAUUUUGUGUGCAAGUGGGAUUUUUCCAAAUGUGGUCUUAUUUUUCAUUCACCCUCCCCAGGAUCCUUCUAACAGAGUAGCGUGAGUGUGAGUCAAGCUUCACGAGAAGCUCACACAUGCUAGACCGCAUUCUGUAUUCAUUUUUUCAUGACUGCUCAUAACUUGGCUCAAAAUCCAUGCGAAGCCCGCAUGCUCCAUGGUGUCCUUGACCUCCAGAUGGUGACUCUCUGUCUUGACCACAGUGUGCUUGUGAGACUGACGUUUUUGUUUUAUUUCUUAAAACUGGAAAUAUCGGUGGAAGCUUUGCAAAUGAAAAUGAGCACUUUUUUUACAUGCUGCACAAACAAUUUUAAAUUGUUGCUCACUUUGACCUCAUCUAAAAUCUGAACAUUUCAUUAUGUCGUAAAAUGCUGAAUUAUUACAAAUCAUACAAAUUACUUUGCAGUUAUCUUCAGUGUUAUAAUAAUAAUUUCAACAUUUCACAUAACAUACCCCUCAUCCCCCACCCCCAUAUUUUUUUCACUUCCAAUUUAUUUCCCUGCUACAAUGUUUCGGAUGUUUCUCAAAAUAAUAUUUUUUGCUUUUAAUCCUACCCUUUGCUUAUAACACACACACACACACACACACAAACAAAACUUGACCAUGACAUGCCUGUAUUUGUGCUUUUUAUCAAUGAUCCAAAACAACGUGGCUGGGCCUGAACUCUUUUAGUUGAGAAAUGUGAUAUUGCGGACAAGAGUUGAUUAGUUUACAGAUGCUACUGAAGUUUUGAAUGCAGUGUUCAUCUCAGCCUUCUAUUUGUUUACGGUGUUUUGUAAUAGUCCAAAUUGCCUUCCAGUUUAUCAUAGGAAAAGUAUACGAGUCUUUUGAGGAGGAAAGGGAAAGUAAAGGAAAUGUAACGCUUGAAUGAUGUAGAUGUCCUUCCAUGUCAAGUACAAAUAAUCCAUCUUUUCAUCCUACUCUGGGAAAAAAAACACCGUCAGUAUCUCUUUUAAUGUAUUUGUUUUAUUGGACAAUAAUGAACUUUAAAUUGCAGAAUAGGUAUUAUUCACUCACAAUUUAACUUUUAAGUCCUUGCAUGUUGUUUCCUGUCUGAGUUCCUGCUCAUGCAGCUGUGACGACAGCGGCUACUGAAGCUACAUCAAACAAAAUGCAGUAUAUUUCUGUAGUCAUUGUUAGCUGGCGCUAGCAAAACAGAUUAUAUAUUAAAUUGGUUCCAUAUUUAUCAUGCUGAUGGGCCGAGUAAAAGGAAAUUAUAAAUGCUGUUAUGCAACACAAUGUUUACAAUGCUGCAAACGUUUUGAAAUUCUGCACUUUAACACGUUUUCUGUUGAACAAGAGAACCUGUACAAACUUACAAACUUUGCUGCGUAAAGUUUGUACAGGGACAUGAACUGUGCAUUGUUGCAUGUUUUUUUUUUUAAUUUGGUAUUUACAUUUUGUUGUAAGAUUCAUUUUGCUCACAUACUUUGAUUUAAACCAGAAACAAACAUGCUUGAUGAUAUGUUUUUAAUUCAGUAUCUGACGAUGUAAUUUUGUCAAUUUCUCAUUUUUUACUACAUUAAAACACAUUUGAAUGUAA